UUGAUCAAUUAAAAGUUCAAGAAUCUGCAAUUUCAAAAUAUACGUCAAGUAUUGAAGUUAUUAGUGAAGAAAUUAAUAUUAUAGAAGAUACAAAUAGCAAUGAAGAGAUAAAUCCUUUUAAAAAAUUUCAAAAAGGGUAUUGUGCUGCAAAAAAUCUUUCAGAAAAUAAGUUGGUUUCAUUUGUCUACCAACAUGCAAAUAGUCCUAUAACAGUUCGAAGUGGUAUGAAGAUACCUGUUCAAGUAGCAUCAGUACAAAGAAGAAAAAAGGUUGCAUCGCAUAGUACAAAAAGAAAAGCUUCAGGAAGAAAACCAUUAGAAAGUAAAGAAAAUGAGGAUCCGCAUGAAAUGCAAUCAAGAAAAAAAAGAAAAACAAUACGAAAACCACAUAAUUUAGUACAAAAUAUUGAUGAUAAAGCCAAUUAG
This is a messenger RNA of Dentiscutata heterogama, 425 nucleotides long. Lineage: Eukaryota; Fungi; Glomeromycota; Glomeromycetes; Diversisporales; Gigasporaceae. The record is from the annotation of a GenBank genome assembly.